Phyllopteryx taeniolatus (common seadragon) is the source of this 3261-nucleotide messenger RNA. It is a transcript of the gene gpat2, whose product is annotated as glycerol-3-phosphate acyltransferase 2, mitochondrial. NCBI's taxonomy places the organism in Eukaryota, Metazoa, Chordata, Actinopteri, Syngnathiformes, Syngnathidae. Gene Ontology annotation, cellular component: mitochondrial membrane. The coding region runs from base 434 to 2809 and encodes 791 amino acids. The record is from RefSeq and is a predicted model, not a curated record. The transcript is spliced from 24 exons.
ACCAAACAGAACUACCAGGCCAGGUAGUGGUCCAAGAAGGAGCGUGCGAGUUCGAGCUGAUAUAAUCGUCUUUUUUUUUUUUAAACUAUGUUAAAGUUUGAACUCUAAUGCCUAAAUUUUAAAGUAUAAUAUUUUAUAUUUAUCGUUUGUAUUUUGACGCAAAAGUAGUUUAAUGAACUUUUUUAAACGGAGUCGACGUCAUAUUAAACAUUACAUUAACGAGGCCACCAGCGGCGGGGAACACAGCAGGUGCAAGAAGAAGCUAAGGUGACGUUCGAGGUCGCUGUAGUCACAACACGAACCCAUAGAGGCACAUUUAAACUGUAGUUCAGCCGAAGGACAUUUAUUUACUUGUACUGACAAACCCCACUGGAAGAAUUCCUUCCCUGCUUGAGAAUAAGAUCGCUGCAUUGAAGGCUGUAUUGAAGUCCCCAUGGUGCAGCAUUUGAAUGGCGGGAUAACCAGAGAUGUGGUGGGUCCACAGAAAAGAUCUGCUUUGUCAUGGUCAUUAAAGAUGACUCCUGUGCCUGUGCUCGGCAAGUUCCGACCAAUUGUGGGUCAGUGCUGCCAACAGUGCACUCCAGACAGUCUAUCACGCCAUUAUAAGAACUUUGGACAAAGCCCCUCUCUUGGCUUCCACAACAUUCUCUGUGUCGAUGAGACUCACACUAGGUACAGAGGCUGGCUAGUGCGGAGGAUAUGCUGCAUGCUGUUUGUGAGUGGGUGCAAGGUUUAUCCGAGUCCUGUUAACACCCGACAGGAGAGGGCCUGUGAGAGCAACAGGGUGAGGGAGGUUCUUGCGGCAGACCCGAAAGCGCCUGAGGGGGGUGACAGCCAAGGGCAGCUCAAAACCAUCUCAUCAUUUUCCCCCAUAAUUAAUACCUGCAUCUCCCCAGUUUUUUUAAGAUGUGUGGGUUGGGCGGUGAUGAAGAUGUUUGACUCUGUUUUUGGCAGUAUUCAAGUGAACCUCAACCAUUUUGUGGCUUUGCACAGAGCCUCAGAAGAGGGAUCGCUGCUGGUCUACGUGUAUGUGCGUCAGAGCAUCAUGGACAGUGUUCUCAUCUCUCUGGUGCUCUUCUGUAACAACCUGAGAGUCCCAUACACAAUUUGUCCAGUCCAAAUCUACAACUCCUUCCUCAGAUCGAUCCUUCAGAAAAUUGGCGUGAUCCUCUUGCCGCCGUCUGCAGCGACCGAGCAAGAUGCAGAGAUGGACAAUCUUUACGCGCCUGUCGUGACCUCUCUAAUACGUGAGCUGCUACAUGAGGGCCAAGCCUUAAGUGUCGGUGUGUCAGCAGAGUCUGGUCAAGGGGGCCAGUGGCUGGCUCGUAUCAGGCAGCUCAUCAAAGAGGAGUCUGUCCCUGAUAUCAGUCUGGUCCCUGUGGGCAUCUCCUAUGACUGUGUGCCAGAAAUGCACACGCAGGUUGGCUGUCUAUUUCGCUGGCUGUUGUCUCUUCUUUGGAGAAAACCAGAAGGAAUCGUUAGGAUCCAUCUCGCACAGCCCUUUUCUCUUAAGGAGAUGUACGCAUCAGGCAGGUGCAGAGUAGUUGAAUGGCGCCCUCUACAGGACCUGUUGCUGCCUGUUAUCCUCAACGAAAGCACUGAGAGUGAGUUUGGUCAGAGGAAGAUAUCGUGGCUUUUGCCUUCUCAUUCUGCGUCAGAAACCACAGAGCCAACUCAUCAGGAGACCGAGCUCAGCAUUGCCAUUGCUGCCCACCUCAUCUUCUCUGCAACCUCCUGCAUGGCUGUAAUGUCCACUAAUCUGCUGUCCAGUCUUUUGCUGUACAGACACCGCAAGGGUGCGAGCAUGUCGGUCUUGUGUCGUGACGUCGCCUGGCUCACAGAGGAGCUCUUGUUCAGGAACAAAGAUGUCGGAUUUGGAGGAAGUCUAACAGAGGUGGUCCACUACUCCCUAGCACUGCUCGCCCCUCACCUCAUCAUAGCGGCAGUGCCGUUAAGGCAAGACCCUUUAAUUGUUCCUCGUCCUACGCUUGCUGCCACACUUCACUUCGACCUGCAGGCCCAGAUUGUCACCCAUACUUUUAUUUUGGAAGCAGUUGGCGCAUGUGCGGUUUCAGCCAUGCUAUAUGAGAUUGCAGGCAGUGGCGUCAGCAGCAAGAUGAGGCCCGACAGCGCAGAUGGAGACGAAGUCAAAGGUGACAUGGAAUUUGAUGUGGUGCUCUGCCAGUCCGAGCUGACUGAAAAAGCCCUGCAGCUCUGCCAUCUCCUGCCUCCGGGCUUUAGACCGCCCUGCCAGUCUUCUCAAAGUUUCGCACUGGAUGCAAUUGACAGUCUGGUGCGAUGUGGCAUCUUGAUCAUGGAAGAAGUCCAGAGGGACAAUCCAAUCUGUGAUUUCUGGAGGAGAGAGGGUGCAUUGACCUGGACCCCCACAGAUGAGCUGUAUCAAAGCGAUUCUGAUUGUGAGGAGGAAGACUCGUGUUCCUACAAGAUAAGCCAGCCAAAUCACUGUCCCGACAUGCUCUUCUUCCUCUGUAACAUGCUGGCCGGACGUCUGAGGGUUCUCUGCUGGACUACCACAUUCCUGGACCACCUACACACUCCUCUGCCAGAAGCCCAUUUUGUGCCUCAGCUGUGCUUUCAUCUGUGUGAAACAGCAAAUAAGAAGAAACAGUACUACGAGAGCUGCUCACAGGAGGCUGCUCACGCUGCAGUUGGAACACUAAUAGACCUGGGGGUCCUCAUGGAGGAGCGGUGUGAAGGAGGAGUCUUCCUGGGCGUCACACCUUUGUUCCAGUUGGCAGAAAACAGGCAGAAACUGCAUUGCUUCAUCUCUCAGUACCUCUACAAUUAAUGUGAUAAAUAGCAGCGUUUAAUGCUACUCCGUCUUUGGAUGCAGCCCAAACUGCUUGGAGUAAAAAUACUGUUUCGUGAUCGAGAGGCUGCAUGCUGAGUUGCAGACGCCUUUGGGGUUAAUUGCAUUGAGAUUUUUCAGUUAUGAGACAUUGAUUUAAAGUUUUUCCUCUGUAAUAUCAUUAGCAUAAAGCUGCAGGAGACGGGAUUAUGAGGUUGCUGUAAUCAGCUGUGUGGCGCCGCCGUAGCGUGAUGAUGCAGAGUCCUUUCCCCCAUGUUUACAUUGUAACGAGGGCGCUUUUGUUUGUAGCCUAAUCACAUUUCUGCUCUUGGUUUCACCUACUGUUACCAAGUUUAUUAUUGCACGUUAAUGGAUGCCCGUGCUAAUGAGGCCCAUUUCUGUUAAUUUCAUUGUUAUUAAACUGAUCUGAGUUUUUUCAUCGUAUUUAUAAA